CGCCAUUGGGUUUUGCCUUGUGAAGAAAGGUCCGUCGAACGAGUGACGAUGACCGCACAAUAAUUCUGUAUCUAUCACACUAUAUAGUAUAUAAUAUAAUAUCAUAAUACCGUGUGCGUUAAAUAACACUCCGACCGUUUUAUGCGCUAACAGUGAUUUUCCUAAGCCCGACAUAAUAUUCGCGAUACUCUUCGAAUAUAUAUCAUAAAACCAGCUUCCACUUUUAUAAUAUUAUUAUAUAUAUUAUACUGCUACCGAUCCAGACCCGAUGGCCACAUCAUCGUCGUUCGCGCAAAUAUGGUCGGGCGUGCAAGUCGAGUACGGCGAGGGCAAAUGUACGGCUGACGCACCCCACUCGCCGCCCAUGCCAUUAGUCCGUCGGCCGUCGAAGCCAAAGACUUACACACAUCAGGAGGCGGAGUACAAAUGGCAAAUCGUGUGGCGCAACGUGAUUGGCUUCAUUCUAUUGCACUCGCUCGCUGUCACUGGAUUUUAUAUAAUUUUAUGCGGACAAGUCCAAUUUAAAACUAUACUGUUCAUGAUAUUUUUGGGUGCAUGUAGCGCUCUGGGCAUAACGGUUGGUGCCCAUCGGCUAUGGGCUCACCGGUGCUACAACGCACGUCUGCCGAUGCGAGUGUUGCUGGCCGUGUUCCAGACGCUGGCGUUCCAGAACCACAUAUACGAAUGGGUCCGAGACCACCGGGUUCAUCACAAGUUCACCGACACGGACGCGGAUCCACACAACUCAUCUCGGGGAUUUUUCUUCUCACACAUGGGCUGGCUUAUGGUCCGCAAACACCCAGACGUGUCCGCCAAGGGUUGUGCGGUCGAUAUGAAAGACCUGGAAGCUGACCCAGUGGUCAUGUGGCAAAAAAAAUAUUAUUUAUGGCUAGUUCCCGUGGUAACGUUCCUGAUACCGUCUUACAUUCCAUACUGGUUGUGGCAAGAACGUUUUUGGUAUUCGUUUGUCGUAGUCGGCGUCUUUCGUUACAUGAUAUCGUUACACUUCACGUGGCUGGUCAACAGCGCCGCUCAUAUAUGGGGCACAAAACCGUAUGAUAAAAACAUCACACCCACCGAGAACCCUACUGUGGCACUAUUGGCGUUCGGCGAGGGAUGGCAUAACUAUCAUCACGCGUUCCCGUGGGACUACAAGGCGGCCGAGCUAGGCAAUUAUCGACUAAACUUCAGCACAGCGUUCAUCGACGGGUGUGCCCGGCUCGGUCUGGCGUACAACUUGAAGACAGCCAACGCCAGUCUGGUGGAGAAACGGUCACGCAGGACGGGCGACGGCACCAAGUACCACGAUCACCAGCACGACGAUCACCAACAGCACAAUCACCACCACAUGGAAGGCGGCGUCUGGGGAUGGGGCGACGAGGACAUGGCCGAAGACGAGAAACAAAUCGUGCAAGUGAUCGACUGACCGCAGCGGACUUCCGGUCGAUGAGACCAAUUAUUAUAUUUUUUAAUUGUAUAUAUACAUUAUAUAUACGUGCACAUUCCUCCGAAAUCGCGUGUACACCUAUCGAUAUAUUAUAUAAUAUUUACGUGUAGAGGUAUAUCGUAUCAAUCAUACCCUUCGAGAUAACGUCCUCCUAGUUAUAACGGUUUAAUUUAAUCUUUCUUUUUGUUUAUUUACUAGACGCAUAUAAAAAACAUAAACUAGCGUUAUUGUAUUUGUAUUAUUAUUAUUAUUGUUUUUUUUUUAUUAUUAUUAUUAUU
This is a messenger RNA of Rhopalosiphum maidis (corn leaf aphid), 1725 nucleotides long. RefSeq names its product acyl-CoA Delta(11) desaturase-like. The record is from RefSeq and is a predicted model, not a curated record. Lineage: Eukaryota; Metazoa; Arthropoda; Insecta; Hemiptera; Aphididae. Gene Ontology annotation, molecular function: stearoyl-CoA 9-desaturase activity; iron ion binding. Bases 269 to 1426 code for a protein of 385 amino acids. Gene Ontology annotation, biological process: unsaturated fatty acid biosynthetic process. Gene Ontology annotation, cellular component: endoplasmic reticulum membrane. The transcript has 5 exons.